Molecule: messenger RNA, 2796 nt
Organism: Plasmodium yoelii
Lineage: Eukaryota; Apicomplexa; Aconoidasida; Haemosporida; Plasmodiidae
Exons: 1
Coding region: 1-2796 (931 amino acids)
Source: RefSeq, a predicted model, not a curated record
AUGAUAAGCCAUGAACUAGAUUAUCUUAAAUACAUAAUUUAUGAUACAUUUGGUCAGCGAUGUAGUGAAAUAAUUGAACUCAUUUUGCUUCAUGGAAAUAAAUUGAGCAUGAAUGAAAUAAUUAAUCUAUCUAAUUAUGAUUUUAGUAUUAUUAGGAAUAUAAUUUUAUGCUUGCUAAUUCAUAAUAUUUUAGAUUUUCGAAUUAUUUAUAACAAAACUAUUGAAUGUACUCACAAUACCACAACACCAGAUCAUGGAAAAAUCAAUUAUAUUAGUAUAGAGGAUGAAAAAAAAAAGGAAUAUAAUAAAAAUACAGAUAAUAUCUUAUUUAAAAAUGAUCAUGAAAUUGAAAGAGAGAAAAAGCUAACCACAAAUGUAGCAAUAGAUCCUGAAACUGAAAUACAUUUUUUAUCUGAUCUUGAAAAUUAUAAAUAUAUAAAAGGUUGUAAAUGCUCUUCAUGUAUAUGCAAAAUAAAAAGAGUAGAAUAUUAUGUAAUUAUUAGAAAUAUUUAUAUUUUAAUUAGAUAUUCUUCUAUCCUAUAUUAUAUUCAUCCAACAUGUAUAAAAAGUGUAGAUACUCAUGAAUCUGAACAUAUAAAUAAUAAAUCUUCACCAUCAAAUAUUGUAACUACAUCUACUGCUUCUAACAAUUCAAAUACUAUUAAAAAUAUAUCAACAUCUUAUAAUAUGACAAAAUGUGGAAAUUAUAAUUUUUUUACGACAAAUAUAAUUUCUGACACACAGUCCAUAUAUGAUAAUAAUGAUGUGAAAAAAGGUGGAUCAAAUUAUAAUAUUAAAUAUUUUCCUGAUAAAUAUAGAAACAAUAUUUAUAUAGAAGAUGAAGAAGCGCAAAAAAAUGAUUUAAUAAAUUUUAUUGAAAAAGUUAUACUUAUAAGGAUAAUAAAAAAUGGUAGAAUUACUUUAGAUGAUUGUUUGAAAAAUAUAAAUCUUGAUGAAUAUGUUGAAGUUUGUAAAAAGGAUAUAUCCAAUAUUAGCAAAAAUAAAUUACGAUUAAUUUUUAUACAAUUGUUAAAAAAAAAUAUAAUAAAAAAAUGCAAACAAUUUAAUGAGCAUAUAUGUGAUAAUAAAAAUAAUUCAGAUGAAAAUAAUAUUGCCUUUAAUGCAUCUCUUAAUUAUAUUGACACAUCUUUUGAAAACCCAGACAAACAAAUUGCUUAUACCUCUCAUAAGCAUAUAAACAAUAUGCACAAUAUAAACAAUAUGCACAAUAUGAACAAUAUGCACAAUGUAGAUACGCCCUUUAUAAGCCAACACAAUAGCAACUAUGAUCUCUCAAACAAAUCCAACGAGUAUAAUAACAAUUAUGAACAAAAUCAAAACAUAGAAAAAAAAAGAAAUCAUUAUACAGCAUCUCUUGGAAAAAUUCAAAAUGAUAUUCUAAAUUUAUCCGAUUUUCAUAAUAACAAUCUUAGCACGAUCGAAUCAAAUAAUGAAUAUAAAAAAACACAAAUACAAAAUUCUCCAAAAAAAAAAUCAAAAACAAGUCGUAAUCUCAAUAAUAACCAAACAAAUCGUAAUCUCAAUAAAACUGAAUGGGAAAAUAAUUUUUUUGAUCAAAAUUUAAAAAAUGCUGACCAAAAUUAUUAUCCAGCUAAUAAUAUGGCUGAAACAAAUGAAAUUACCAAUUUAAUCACAAAUAAUAAAACAUUAGAACAUUUAUAUGAACAACCAUAUACAAUGAAAAAAGAAAUGUCUCAAAAUAAUAUUAUAGAAUAUCUUGAUAAUUCAUAUACUUAUUUUCAAAUAAAUAGUGAAGUAUUGACAUAUCUAUAUUUGAAACAAGAAUGUUUUAAUUUCAUAUCAUAUUAUUAUAAUCUGAAUGAUAUAUCUAAAUGGAUUCUAUUUUUUUUAUUAAAUAAUGUUCAAAUACAUUAUUCAGAAGAUGAUAAUAAAUAUAAUGAUACUGUAUCUUAUUCUACUUAUGAAAAUAUCGAAAAAUAUGUAUAUUCAAAAUUAAAAACUAAAAAAAUAAAUAUUGAUAAAAAUAUCAUUUUACAAAAUUUAAAUAUAUUAAUAAAAUAUCCAGAUCAAUUAAUCAGUGUAAGAUAUAAUGAUAUAAUUACAUAUGCAGCUGAUUUUAAAAAUAUUAAAUUAAUUUAUCAAAAAAAAAUAACAACAAAUAUGAUAGAAAAUAUGAAUGGAUUAGAAGCUCUUAGAAUUUGGAAUUUUCUUACUUAUACACCUGAUCAAAAAUAUAAUGAUGAAAUUAUUAGUGAAAAUGUUUUAAUCCCUUUAAAUGAUAUAAGAAAAAAAUUAUAUAAUUUAUUAUAUACAGGAUAUAUUAAAUGUCAUGAAUGUAAUAAUAAUAAUAAUACUAAAACUUAUAUUAAACAUUCACUUUCCUUUUCUUCAAAUAUAUAUUAUACAAAUAAUCAAGUGAAUGAAAAUUUAUUUAUUGUGGCUAAAAAUAUAUUUGUUAGAAAAAAUUUUGAAAAUAACGAAAUCAAUACAUUACAUAAUAAAUCAAAUAUAUGUCUAUCUGGAUAUGAACAAAUAAUUGAUACUGAUUUUACUUUCAAUCAAAAUAAUAAUAUUCCUGAACAAACUGCAAAAUCAAAUUCGGAAAAUUCAAAUAACAUUAGCUCAAAUUUAUAUGAACCAUUUGCCACAUCCUCAAACCCCCCUGAUAAUCAUCCCAAUAAUAAUACCACUAAUCGAAAUGUUAAUAAAAAAAAAAAAAAAAUUAUAACAUUAACAGAUAGAGAAUAUGCUGUAGAUUAUUUGGAGAUAAGCCUAAUCAACAUUGACAAACUUAUUUUUAUAUUUAAUUCGUGA